This is a messenger RNA of Candidozyma haemuli, 2379 nucleotides long. RefSeq lists its product as uncharacterized. The record is from RefSeq and is a predicted model, not a curated record. The coding region runs from base 1 to 2379 and encodes 792 amino acids. Lineage: Eukaryota; Fungi; Ascomycota; Pichiomycetes; Serinales; Metschnikowiaceae. Gene Ontology annotation, biological process: regulation of DNA-templated transcription. The transcript is spliced from 3 exons. Gene Ontology annotation, molecular function: DNA-binding transcription factor activity; sequence-specific DNA binding.
AUGGCCUUGCCUUCUCCUGAGGAGAGUCUCGUCCACCACGAUGCCUUGCGGCCUCUGCAUCUUCACCAGCCUCACCAGCCACAACAGCCGCUGAACCUCCCGCUACAACGGGACCCUGAACAUCAUGACCCGGCUGAACACCACAACGGCUCGGUAAAUACGGCUAAACCGCCUUCCCACUUACCUCACCCGCUCCCUCCACCUCACCAUCACCAUCCACAACAACCACAACAACACCAGUCCCAUCAGCCUCAUCAGCCCCAACACCAGCCCCAACCUCAACCACAACACCAGCCACAUGGACAAACCAUCAUCGACGAUUCUAGGUCUUCGGCUCCAAAGACCCAAACGGUGUUCAUCCAUAAGCUCUACGAUAUGCUUGAAGACCAGACUCUCUCGCAUCUCAUCUGGUGGCUGCCCACUCACGACUCCUUUUGUCUUUACCCUGGGGAAGAGUUUUCCAAUGUUCUAGCUCAGUACUUCAAACAUACCAACAUCGCUAGUUUCAUUCGUCAGUUGAACAUGUACGGUUUCCAUAAGACGCCAACUGGCCAGACUCGCUGGGAGUUCAGACACGCUGCCAACCAGUUCCGUAAAGGCGACGUGGACUCGUUGCGUUUGAUCAAGAGAAAGCUGUCUAAGGUGAUGAGCACGCCAAAAGAGAUUGUUAACUUGAAGCUGCUUCCCCCAACGUCAAACCCUGCGUCUACGAACAACACUAGUACCAAUGCUACGAACGACUCCGACUCGGAAUCUCCAGAAUCGGCCUCCAAACAGCAGUACCAUCGUUCUCUUUACCAACAACUGUGGAAACAGCAACUGGCUCAGAAACCAAACACUCCUUCGCUGCCCAAUGGUCAUCCGCUGAACCCCCCAAACUCGAUGUAUUACCAGGGCUACCCUGCGGUCCAUCCUUACCCUGGUAUUCCUCAUUCUAUGACAAUGCCUGUUCCAGUGAGUCCAAGUUCGCCUCCUUACCCUGAACAUCCAAUCCCCACGCCGUCUUCAUAUGUUUCCCAAUCUCAGCUGCGUCAGGCGUCCAAUCAGACUUCCAUUGCAGUUGACCAGUCGAUCAACCUAAAAUUAAUUGAAAUGCUGACGUCUAUUUCUUCUCUUCGUGCGAGCUACGAUGAGCUCCAACAUCGCUACGAUCUGCUCUAUGCUGGGUACCAGCAGAACCAACAGGAUAUGGUGCAGCUUCUUGAUAUCUUGGAAAGUGGAGAGGAGGAGCGUCUCAAAACUCCAGGAACUACGGGAUCCACGCCUGCGCCAGAUUCGCUACGAACUAGUGUUUCUGUUGACGAAGUCAGGUCGUUCAGAAAAAGGAUUCUUUCAAGAAAUGGUGAAUCGGAAAGACCAGCUACCGUCCCAGCUACUGCUUCAGUGCAAGCAUCAGCAUCAGCACCAGCAGCUCCACCUCAAAAUAUUCAAAAUGGCCCAGCCUCAGGCCCAGGCCCAGAGGAGUCGCUUUCAAGAGUGUCUUCCAAUUCCAACAUUGUUCCACAGCAUUAUCCACUCAAUCCAAACUAUUCCUUGUAUAAUAAUAGCGAGAAUGGGUUCCGCCACUUCAAGCUAGGCAGCGAGGAUAGCCAGGCUCAGAAUAACCGCCAUUUCUCGGUUCUCAUGGAUCCAUUGCAAACGAAAGCAUUGAAGGGACCAGGUGAAGAACUCAAAAGCUCAAGCCCCCUUUCAGCUGCUAAUCAAGCAAAGGAUUCCAGACCUCCUGUUCCUUUAGUUCAGCAAUACCAGCCUAAGGUAAGUCAGCAGUCUACACCUUCGCUUUACCAGCCAUUUAUGCGUAACGAAAGUGCCCACCAGCAGAGAACGGUCUCGCUUCCCAUCCUUGACAAAGUGAUGCCACAGACCUUCUCGUCACAGCAAAGGCAUUCUACGACUGCUCUUCUCAACAACGAGAAGAGACCUCUUUCGCCCGGCCAUGUUGCGCCAAUUGGCACUCCUGCUGCUAAAACCUACACGCUGAACCCCAUGGCAACCUCGGCACCUAUCCAGGCACCUCCUUCUAAUGCUCCAUCUCCAGCACCUACGAGUUCUCUGCCGCAGCCACAGACCCAGUUUGAAGCCAAGGGAGUGCUUCCUUCAGUCAAAGAGCUCGACAAGCUGAUCAAGAGAAGCGCCUCGGGAAGACUCUCGGACAUUCUCACCGACGACGAAGACCCCAACAUCAAAAAGAGCAGGUUCAAGCGGGUGCUCAAAAGCAAAACUGACAUGCCCAUAGCCAAUGAUAACACAGAUACUUUGGUGUAUUUGGUUUACAUGGAUUACUUGAGCAAGCUUCUUAAUGAGGCAGGCCAGGAGGGUAUGAGUGAACGUCUGCUUGAAGAGAAGCACGAGGAGUUGAUGAGGUACUACCGAGGCUGA